UUUCUUUUCAGGAACAAGAAAACUAUACAUGAAAUUGAUGGAGACAUUAAGAAAAUAAAAGGAAGGAGAGAAAAGCAGACCAGUGACAAGAAGAAAUUGCAGAAAAUGCAUGGCAACACAAAAGCAAAGAGCAAAGAGUCGGCAACCAGACUCUUGUCUGUUCAGUCUCAAAUACAGGAAUGGAAGAAAUACACAAAGUUGUAUUUUCUGAACCCCCAGCAUCGGGAGGCUGUGGACAAUGUGAAGUUCUAUACAACACUGGAAACUCGGAAUGUGAAUUCACUGGAAGUCAUCGCUAGCCUUGAUAUGUGGGAGAGACGAAUGAAAGGAAUUCAACGGCAAAUUAAUCUGAUCCAGGCUGUCUCUUCGCCACAGGAAUCAGGAGAAUAUUCUGAUGGUGUACCUAACACAGACUCCAGUGAAUUGGUGCCACCUCAGUUCAGAGGUAUCAACAAUUUUAAAAUUCAGCAGGGAUCAUCACCAUCUCCAACAAGGGCUGAAAUGAGGAAGAAUGUCGGAUUUGCUGGGGCGUCUGCCUCUGCUGAAGCUGGAUGGUUUUCACCAGGAUCCAGAACUCAAGGCAUUAACGCUGAAACAUUACCGAGGACAGCAAAAGAUGCCUACAUACCUUUGGCUUGGCCACCGAACUACACAAAUCCUCCAACAAUGCAACCCAUUCCACUCACGGAUUGCAGCUGGUCUGACCCUGAACUGGAACUUAGGAUGUUUACUGACCAAAACCAGUUUCAUGAUGAAUCAUUUCAGCUUGCUGCUGGAGGUUUGGAAAUGACAAAUCCCUCAGCUGAAGCAAAUCCAGAUAUUUCCCUCUCUGGCUUACAGACAUCUCAUGUGUCUGGGAAUCUACAGAGCAAUCUAUUUGAGAGUUACAGUACCCAGAUGAAUUCGUUUAACAAACACUUCAACCAUUUGUCACCUGCACAGCCAAUUAUACAGUCCGGUAAUAAUCUGCAGGUUUUACAAGCCCCGGGGCCAUUUGUUGGAGCCUGUGCCAACAGUGCACAGACCGAUGAACCACGGUCGUCCUAUCACACCGUAAUGAAACAGCUUUUCUUCAAAUUUCCUACAAUAAGCAAAACAAGUUUGCACUCUUUGAUUAAUAAAGUGAAAGACGAAAAUGGUGGCACUCUCUCAAAUCUGUCUGUUGACGAGCUGGUGAGACAAGUCUCCUAUCAUGUUCACCAGGGUACCCAUCCAGACAUGGUAUAUGCAUCUUCAACAGAUACCUUAUCACUUGAACCGAUGAGUUACGAAAACCCUUUCUUCCCUGGCCAUCACACUCUGCAUUCUGAUCAGUCAGCCACGCCACUCAGUGGGUUUAGUGGCCUAGCACCAGUGGGUGCAAAUGAGACAUUACCUCUUGGAGAUUUGUUGGAGAUGGAAGGCUGCUUCAAUCACUUGUAGAACCAAGGAAACAAAUUCACAACAGUUAUAAUUUUCUAAGCCUAUGUCAACGUAGCUGUCUGACAUGCAAUGUUUUUUCACUUACAUUAUCAGUGUUGCUGAACACAACCUAUAGAGCUUUUCCCAGAGCAACACACAGAAGGUGCUGGAGAAACUCAGCAGA
This is a messenger RNA of Hypanus sabinus (Atlantic stingray), 1585 nucleotides long. RefSeq lists its product as uncharacterized. The transcript has 7 exons. The coding region runs from base 106 to 1422 and encodes 438 amino acids. NCBI's taxonomy places the organism in Eukaryota, Metazoa, Chordata, Chondrichthyes, Myliobatiformes, Dasyatidae. The record is from RefSeq and is a predicted model, not a curated record.